Juglans microcarpa x Juglans regia is the source of this 780-nucleotide messenger RNA. RefSeq names its product NAC transcription factor 32-like. Gene Ontology annotation, biological process: regulation of DNA-templated transcription. The record is from RefSeq and is a predicted model, not a curated record. Bases 1 to 780 code for a protein of 259 amino acids. Gene Ontology annotation, molecular function: DNA binding. The transcript has 4 exons. Lineage: Eukaryota; Viridiplantae; Streptophyta; Magnoliopsida; Fagales; Juglandaceae.
AUGGAAACCUGUUCAAAUUUCCAAUUCCCUCCUGGUUUCAGGUUCCACCCUUCUGACGAAGAGCUCCUUGUUCAUUACUUGCAAAACAAAGUGAAUUCACGUCCACUUCCGGCCUCUGUAAUAGCUGAAAUUGAUCUCUACAAGUAUAAUCCAUGGGAGUUACCCAACAAAGCCAUGUAUGGAGAAGAUGAGUGGUACUUCUUUAGCCCGAGGGAUCGGAAGUACCCGAACGGUGAGAGGCCGAAUAGGGCGGCAGCUUCCGGUUACUGGAAGGCUACCGGAACAGACAAGCCGAUUCUAAGCUGUUGUGGAUCAAAGCGCAUACUAGGGGUGAAGAAAGCUCUAGUCUUUUACACUGGUCCGCCUCCAAACAGGUUUAAGACAGACUGGAUCAUGAAUGAAUAUAGACUUCACCACCAGAGUAAACUUUCAAGGUCUAAAGGGUCAAUGAGAUUGGAUGACUGGGUACUGUGCCGGAUCAGAAAGAAAGGCAACAUGGUAAAGAACACGUGUGAAGAUCAAGGCAGUUGUAGAAUGGGCUUUCCAAAGAUUGAGGAGUUGCAGCCUACAUUCAGAAACUAUAAUGCUGACAUUAUCAUGGAUUCCCCAUACAAAAAUCCAGCUCUGCUUCCCAUACAGACCAAUUCUGGUAGUCCACUCACACUACAACAAGCCAGAGCCCAACAUGACAAAGAUGGACACAAGGCCAAGGAUGAGGAUAAUCUCGAUAAGGUUAAACGCAAGGCUACGGAUGAGAAAAAUUACAAGAAGAAGAGUUGA